Pediculus humanus corporis (human body louse) is the source of this 387-nucleotide messenger RNA. RefSeq names its product Pterin-4-alpha-carbinolamine dehydratase, putative. The coding region runs from base 1 to 387 and encodes 128 amino acids. Gene Ontology annotation, biological process: tetrahydrobiopterin biosynthetic process. The record is from RefSeq and is a predicted model, not a curated record. The transcript is spliced from 2 exons. Gene Ontology annotation, molecular function: 4-alpha-hydroxytetrahydrobiopterin dehydratase activity. Lineage: Eukaryota; Metazoa; Arthropoda; Insecta; Psocodea; Pediculidae.
AUGCCUUUCACUUUAAGUUUAACUGGAAAGGACAUAUUGGGUUAUAGAUUUCAAAGUACUCCUGUUAAAAAAGGAAAAAUGGCUGGAAAAUUGACUCAAGAGCAAAGAGACACACUUUUAAAACCUCUCUUAUCAUCUGGAUGGUCAAUGGUCAAAGAUAGAGAUGCAAUUUAUAGAGAAUUUGUUUUCAAGGAUUUUAACGAAGCAUUCGGAUUCAUGACAAGAAUCGCUUUGAAAGCUGAUAAAAUGGAUCAUCAUCCAGAAUGGUUUAACGUUUAUAAUAAAGUUCAAAUUACAUUGGCAAGUCAUGAUGUAGCUGGUUUGAGUCAAAGAGAUAUCACCCUUGCUAAUUUUGUUAAUCAAGCUUCUAAACUUGGAGCUUCUUAA